This is a messenger RNA of Mandrillus leucophaeus (drill), 2443 nucleotides long. RefSeq names its product protein FAM47A-like. The coding region runs from base 73 to 2289 and encodes 738 amino acids. Lineage: Eukaryota; Metazoa; Chordata; Mammalia; Primates; Cercopithecidae. The transcript is spliced from 2 exons. The record is from RefSeq and is a predicted model, not a curated record.
CUCCUAGAGACUAGAGCGGCAGGGAUCAGGAGCCGCGGAAACUGGAGAGGUGGCACCCCAGCGAGGGCCACCAUGGGGGACCAGAGGCCGCAGGACCGGCCAAAGUCCCCGGGCAUGGACUUCAAGCCCUGGUACUGUGACAAACAGCCUUCCAAGUGCUUCGCGAAGCGCAAGUACAGGCGCCUGAGGUCCCCGCCCAUGGACACCCAGAACUGGGUAUUUGUGACUGAGGGCAUGGACGACUUCCGCUACGGCUGUCCGUCUCCUGAAGAUACGCUCAUUUGUCGCCGUGACGAGUUUUUACUCCCCAAAAUCUGUCGCAGAGGUCCCCAAACUGACCCCAAAAGCGGGCAGAAAAAGUUGCUCAAGAAAGCGGCCCUAUUUUCUAAGCUCUCUCCAGCCCAGCUAGCACGGAAGACGUUCGUAGAGGAAGUGGAAGCCCAGCUGACGGCCAAGCAUCCCUUGGCCAUGUACCCCAGUCUGGGAGAAGAUAUGCCUCCAGAUCUCCUACUACAGGUGCUGAAACUGCUGGAUCCUGAGAGGAAGCUGGAGGAUGUUUGGGCUCGUUGUGAGGCCCGGGAGAAAACAACCGAGGUACCCACAGAGCCUGGUAAAUACCCCUGUGGGGAACUCUGCCCAAAGCCUCUCGAGACUCCGGUGUCCCAUCUCCUCCCGGAGCCUCCCAAGACUCCGGUGUCCAGUCUCCACCCGGAGCCUCCUGAGUCUGGAGUGUCCCAUCCCCGCCCGGAGCCUCCCAAGACUCCGGUGUCCAGUCUCCGCCCAGAGCCUCCCGAGACUGGAGUGUCCCAUCUCGGCCCGGAACAUCCCAACACUCGUCGGGUGUCCAGUCUCCUACGACAGCUACUGAAACUGGAUUCUGAGAGGAAGCUGGAAGACGCACGGGCUCGUUGUGAGGGCCGGGAGAAGACAACCAACGAACACACAGAGCCUGGUAAAUACCCUUGUGGGGAAUUCUGCCCAUGGCCUUUCGAGACUCCGUUGUCCAGUCUCCGCCCAGAGCCUCCCAAGACUAGGGUGUCCAGUCUUCCCCUGAAGCCUUCCGACACUAGAGUGUCCCAUCUCCGCCAGGAGCCUCCCAAGACUCCGGAGUCCUGUCUCCGGCCAGAGCCUCCUGAGACUGGAGUGUCCCAUCUCUACCAAGAGCCUCUCAAGACUCGUCGGGUGUCCAUUCUCUGCCGUGAGCCUCCAGAGACUGGAGUGUCCCACCUCUGCCCGGAGCCUCCCGACACUCGCGUAUCUCAUCUCCGCCCAGAGCCUCUGGAGACUGGAGUGUCCCAUCUCCGCCUAGAGCCUCCCAAGACUCGUCGGGGGUCCAGUCUCCACUCGGACCCUUCUGAGACUGGAGUGUCCCAUCUCCGCCUAGCGCCUCCCAAGACUCCCAAGACUCGUCGGAGGUCCAGUCUCCGUCCAGAGCCUCCCAAGACUCGUCGGAGGUCCAGUCUCCGUCCAGAGCCUCCCAAGACUCGUAGGGUGUCCAGUCUCCGCCCGGAGCCUCCCAAGACUCAUCGGGUGUCCAGUCUCCACCCGGAGCUUCCCAAGACUCGUCGGGUGUCCAGUCUCCGCGCGGAGCCUCCCAAAGCUCCAGUGUCCCAUCAGUUCUCGGAGCCUCCCAAGAUUCGAGCGUCCUACAUAAAAGAACUGUUUCACGAAGAUACACCAAGCACAACAGAGUGCGUUUCUGACUCUCUUCAAUAUAGAUACACAUCAGAAAAACUCCGUGAAUUCUUCAAGUGGGCUGCAGACCUGGGAGCUGAUGAAGAAUCCAUCAGGAAUCUGUUUGACUUUACCCCCAAGUACAGAACAACCUAUUACGACCAAAAGCUUAAGAAGGUAAAAGAGUGUUCCUCAGAGCUGAAGUACAGCAUGGAGCUAGAUGAAAAGGAUGAAGACAAAUUCUUCUCACAGGAAAAAUACUGGGGCAGGAAACUCCACACGCCAUCGAAUUCUUAUACCGCACAGCGUGUGAAGAUGAAGUAUGGAGCAUGGUACCUCAAGCCUAAGUUGUGGAAAAAGCUAAGAAGUGAUGAACCUUUGAUUGACCCCAAGCUCUUGCUUGAAAAGCCUGAUGAACCUGACGUUCUUGACGAACUUUAUGGACCAAUUGCCUUUAAGGAUUUCAUUCUAAGCAAGGGCUACGAAAUGCCUGGCAUCCUUGAAAGACUGUUUGCCAGGAAGGGAUGGACUUAUGACUCUGUUAAGACUCCCAUUCAACGUGCAAUACGAUUUUACAAGUACAAAGAAAUCGCAGAAGCAUCGGAAGAAGAUUAGGUGGUUUUCAAUUUACUACUUAAUUGGGUAUUUCUUGCUCUCAUUUUAAACAUCAAUCAGAAUUUAUGAUGACUGGCCCCGUGGAUGUACAACUUUGGCAACAUCUGUAACUUCAAUACAUAAUGUUUAUAAAUAUUUCUUAAUGACCUGCUUU